Drosophila innubila is the source of this 966-nucleotide messenger RNA. RefSeq names its product vegetative incompatibility protein HET-E-1-like. Gene Ontology annotation, cellular component: Cdc73/Paf1 complex. The transcript has a single exon. The coding region runs from base 1 to 966 and encodes 321 amino acids. The record is from RefSeq and is a predicted model, not a curated record. Gene Ontology annotation, molecular function: protein binding. Lineage: Eukaryota; Metazoa; Arthropoda; Insecta; Diptera; Drosophilidae.
AUGGAAAUGACUAAUAUAAACAAGGCAAAUGAUCCAGAAGAGAAGAGAACUUGGUGCUGUGCCUGGGGUCUGAUUAAACCCGAGCAUAAUGAACACACUUCCGAGGAUGAAGAAUUCUCCUGCCACACAUUGACAGUGAAACAGAAACCCAAGGAGUUUGUUGUAACAGGCGGAGUUGAGACGCAUCUGAAGGUUGUGCACAUCUCACCAAGUGAGGAGCAUGUUUUUCCCUAUGAAUAUACCCUACAAUUACCGGGAAUGGGUGCGCACAAUGUGGCAGUAAGUCCCGAUUGCAGUACUAUAGCUGCAGUUGCUGUCGAUGGAAGUUUAUCGCUGCUGGAUGUCAAGGCCGGAGUGCGUUUGCCCAACAUCAGUCACAGACUGGUCAGUAACUUUUGGUCAACGGCAUUUGGGGGCAGCAACGAUUCUGUUUAUGCGGGUUCCGGAAAUGGGGAGGUCUUUAAGUACGACACAGUUUUGGGGAAACUGCAACACAGUUACAACACAGAGCGUUGUGAGAACAUUCUCGGCUUGGCCAUUAGCUUGGAUCAUCGUCUGAUUGGGGCAAGCGAUUAUGAGGGGAAUAUUACACUGAUAGAUGGCGCCACCGGGCAGCUGUUGCGACGCGGCAACUUCAAGUGUCCAAUGCGUAAAUUGGUGUUUGAUCCGAGCUUGUGUCAUGCUUUGGCUGCCUGUGAUGAUAAGACCAUCAAGGUCAUUGAUUUGCCCAGCGGCAAGUUGCGUCAGAGUCUGAAGGGACACGAUGCCUUUGUCAUGUCGUUGGCAGCUUCACCGGAUGGUCAGCGAUUCGUUAGCGGCUCCUGUGACGGCACCAUGAAGAUAUGGGACUCGAACGACAAAGAACGAAUUGUCAUUUGUCUGUGCCAGCAACAAGAAUCUCUGGGACGUGGACUACAACAGGCUGAGCAACAAGGUCUGCUUUGUGGGCGAUGGGAAGGGGCUUAA